Pararge aegeria (speckled wood butterfly) is the source of this 1228-nucleotide messenger RNA. It is a transcript of the gene Atac1, whose product is annotated as ZZ-type zinc finger-containing protein 3. NCBI's taxonomy places the organism in Eukaryota, Metazoa, Arthropoda, Insecta, Lepidoptera, Nymphalidae. The transcript is spliced from 2 exons. Bases 251 to 1207 code for a protein of 318 amino acids. The record is from RefSeq and is a predicted model, not a curated record.
UCGUCUGCGCAUUUGACAUAUGUGUUGAUGGUGCGCGAAAUAAAGCAAAAAUGAACUAAAACAAAACCUAUCACAAACAUAAAUUAAAUUUUCUACAAGACAUUGGCGAAGUAACUUGUGCCCAGUUAGCACAGACAAAAUCCAUAAACAAGAAUUGAAUUAAAUUAAAUUUUCAUUGCACAACUGGAUAUUUAACUAUAAUACUCACCGGCUACACCAGCCCUCCAACGACGUACUCCUGAAUUCAGCCAUGGAGCAUGUAGAGGAAACACCUGAUUAUGAUAGUGAAUUUGCUUUUGAAACCGAUCACAUAGCAAUAAGAGGAAAUAAAGACUACAGCGAAUUGUUAAAAUACAUUAUUCAAUUAGAAGCUCAGAAAAUAAAUGCACUUCAGAAUAUUGAAGAAUUGUGCGAGGCGCAGAAUAAAGCUUUGGAAGACCCUAUUGGAUUUGUGAAAGAUUUACAAUCUGGUAAAGUUUUCUUUCCACCCCACCAGAAAAUAGCAGAUUUACCAGUAGUUGAUUGGAGUUCAUAUGGAAUUGACACUGAUAUGGAGAAUGACUAUAAACCAACUAAAGAAGAACUGGAGUCUGCUACGAAGGUCAGAGGACGAAUAUUCACAGAUAGUAAGCCAGAAACAUUCAAUCAACUGUGGUCCUGUGAGGAGCAAAAACGUUUGGAAGAGUUGUUGGAAAUUUAUCCUGAAGAACUUGUUGAAGCAAAGAGAUAUAAAAAAAUUGCCAAUGCACUAGGCACAAGAACACCAAUUCAAGUUAUGAGCCGAAUACAAAAGUAUUUUACAAAGUUAGCCAAGGCUGGCCUGCCAAUACCUGGACGUGCACCAAAACGGGUGGGCAAAGACAAAAAUCGGUCAUUAUUCUAUAAAAAAUCUACCUUCUUUCCCCAGCUUCAUGUUCCAGUUAAAAUGGAGGAUCCCUAUGACAGUAACUGUAGCGAGACCCAAGAAGGAUCACCAGAUAUCAAAUCUGGGAAUAAGUCUAUGUUAGAAUUGUUAAAAGCAGCCAAAGAGCAAAGGUUGUUAGAUGAGAUGUCACCAGUUUACCAAACAAAGACUAUGUGUGUAGGUUGUCAAAAGACAGGCUUUCUAGGUGCAAGGUGGACUGACAAUGCCGGGACAGAUUUUUGUACUGACUGUGUUGUUAAACUUUUACCUGCUGAAAAACUGAUACCUGUUAGACAGGUUUAAAUAAAUAAUUAUUAAUAUAAU